AUGGGAUUUUCUGAGACGAAGCAGCAACAAGUGGUGGAAGUGGGAUUUGAUUCGGAGAGCAAUAGUAAAAAAUGGGUUAUCGCCGGAAUUCCAUUACGGAGUCCGUUGAAGCCAAUAUUUACGAAUCCUGAACCGGAUGAUAUUGAUGGCGGUGAUGAAGAGUGUUCGACUCCCACCGGUGAAGAAGCAAGAAUUCCGACCAGACUGACGUGUCCUCCGCCUGCUCCGAGGAAAAAGAAAGCUUCGUUGAAAUGUAAUUAUGGUGUUGACAGGGAGUUCUUCACACCUCCUGACUUAGAAACCGUUUUUAUACGCCAUACUGAAAAGGCUAGCUAG
Messenger RNA from Ziziphus jujuba (common jujube), 336 nucleotides. Its product is annotated as cyclin-dependent protein kinase inhibitor SMR6. The transcript has a single exon. The record is from RefSeq and is a predicted model, not a curated record. The coding region runs from base 1 to 336 and encodes 111 amino acids. Gene Ontology annotation, biological process: regulation of DNA endoreduplication. Lineage: Eukaryota; Viridiplantae; Streptophyta; Magnoliopsida; Rosales; Rhamnaceae.